Messenger RNA from Capra hircus (goat), 1656 nucleotides. It is a transcript of the gene UROS, whose product is annotated as uroporphyrinogen III synthase. The coding region runs from base 430 to 1224 and encodes 264 amino acids. Gene Ontology annotation, biological process: uroporphyrinogen III biosynthetic process. The transcript is spliced from 10 exons. NCBI's taxonomy places the organism in Eukaryota, Metazoa, Chordata, Mammalia, Artiodactyla, Bovidae. Gene Ontology annotation, molecular function: uroporphyrinogen-III synthase activity. The record is from RefSeq and is a predicted model, not a curated record.
AAGGAAGAUACGUCGACUUAGCUGAGACCUGAACAAGUGAGGGAAAUCACAGCAGGAAUAACACGGGCGGCGCGAAGAGCUGAGGAGGAGGCGGGCCUCCGGGAAACGCGGCUGGGCCGCCGUGAGGGAGGCGGGUACCGGGACCCCCGGCGCGGAGGCCACGGGGAGAGCAGUGGAUGGACUCGGGGCCUUGACGACCCAGGAGGAUUUGUGGCUUCAGCCUGAGAACCAAACACAGUCACCGAGGAGGGUGGUGCGGCGAUAGGAGGGCUCAGGGCCCUCCGCCGCCCCGGCCUGCGUAGGCCUUUUGAAAACACCUUUGUGGCUGCGGUGUGUCAAAGACCGACGUGGUGCCUGUGUGAGGGCCUUUCCUCACCUCCAGGAUCUGUUUCAAGACCCUCAGCACCCUGUAAGGACUGCCAGGCCAUAAUGAAGGUUCUUUUGCUGAAAGACCCCAAGGAGGACGACUGUGGCCAGGACCCCUACGUCAGGGAGCUGGGAUUAUAUGGGCUCGAAGCCACUUUGAUCCCUGUUUUAUCGUUUGAGUUUCUGUGUCUCCCCGGUCUGUCGGAGAAGCUGUCUCAUCCCGAAGGUUACGGGGGACUCAUUUUCACCAGCCCCAGAGCGGUGGAAGCCGUGGAGCGGUGUUUGCAGAAAGACACUAAAGCUGAAGUCUGGAAGAGGUCUCUGAAAGAAAAAUGGAAUGCUAAGUCGGUGUAUGUGGUGGGACAUGCUACUGCUUCUCUAGUGAACAGAAUUGGCCUGCAUACAGAAGGAGAAACCUGUGGAAAUGCAGAGAAGCUUGCAGAAUACAUCUGCUCCAGGGAGUCAUCGGCACUGCCUCUUCUGUUUCCCUGCGGAACCCUCAAGAGAGAGAUCCUGCCAAAAAUGCUCAAGGACAAAGGGAUCCCCUUGGAGAGCGUAACCGUCUACCAGACUAUUCCGCACCCAGGGAUCCAGGGGAACCUCACCAGCUACUACACCCAGCAGGGUGUUCCCGCCAGCAUCACAUUUUUCAGUCCCUCUGGCCUGACACACAGUCUCAAGCAUAUUCAAGAGUUAUCUGGUGACAGCAUUGGCCAAAUUAAGUUCGUGGCCAUCGGCCCCACCACGGCCCACGCCCUGGCCGCACAGGGCUUGCGUGUGAGCUGCACCGCGGAGAGCCCCACGCCACACGCCCUGGCCUCCAGCAUCAGGACGGUGCUCCAGCCCCACGCGUGCUGAGUGCAAGGACCUGGCACCCUCCCUGGGCUGGGUUGCUGCCUCCGAGUAGAGCCAGGCGUCGACAGGGGCUCCCGGGAGGCCGCCGCCCUCAUGCUCCUGCCCCUGCCCAAGGAUAACACCCCCUGCUCCCCGCCCAGCACCAGGGACUAGACAGGCCAUGGGGCCGGCAUCAGGCCUGCAGGCACCUGGCGUCCCCCCAGGGUGGCCAGCGCGGACCCUCGCCCGGCGCACACGGCUCCUCAGCGGCAGGAAGGAAGCCAAAUAAAGCUCACUGGCCACUCGGGCUGACCAUGUGUUCUUGUCACUUGCUGUGUUUGGGGAAGAAGCAGAUACGCCCGCGUGCUGAGAACUGACAAACCUGGCGUGAAGAAUAAAGCUCGCUGUGUGUGAAGGCGUUUUAUUCAUCUUGUGAAAAAGAGCCUCUGGGCUUCC